Molecule: messenger RNA, 1087 nt
Organism: Drosophila navojoa
Lineage: Eukaryota; Metazoa; Arthropoda; Insecta; Diptera; Drosophilidae
Gene: Abcd1
Product: ATP binding cassette subfamily D
Biological process (GO): fatty acid beta-oxidation; very long-chain fatty acid catabolic process; long-chain fatty acid import into peroxisome
Cellular component (GO): peroxisomal membrane
Molecular function (GO): ABC-type transporter activity; ATP binding; long-chain fatty acid transmembrane transporter activity
Source: RefSeq, a predicted model, not a curated record
UUUUAUGUACAUAUUUCAAGGGCCUGCGCUAUCACUCAGCGUUAUUGCACUUACGGCCCAUAUUUUGCGUGUUGUAUCACCGAAGUUUGGCCAGCUGGUAUCAGAGGAAGCCAAUCGAUAUGGUUAUCUCAGACAUAUUCAUUCACGCAUAAUUACAAAUGCAGAAGAAAUUGCGUUCUAUAGCGGACAUAAAGUGGAGCUUCAGCAACUAAGGCAAGCGUAUAAUCGCCUUGUUAAUCAAAUGAAUAUUAUAUUUAGUCAAAAACUUUGGUUUAUAAUGCUAGAGCAAUUCUUUAUGAAAUAUGUAUGGUCCGGCACAGGCAUGGUGAUGGUGUCUCUGCCAAUAUUAACAGGAACAGCUGUAUCCACAACGACAUCUUCAUUCAACAAUAAGACCAUCGAAAGAACUGAGUCGAGUGUCAGUGAGCGAACCCAAUACCUGACAACGGCCAGAAAUCUGCUGAUAUCGGCAGCUGAUGCCAUAGAGCGUUUAAUGUCUUCUUAUAAGGAAAUUGUAGCAUUGGCCGGUUAUACCUAUCGAGUAGCUGGGAUGCUAGACGUUUUCGAAGAGACCGCUCAAGGCAUUUACAGCAAAGCCACGGUAAUUGAGAAUGAGGAAAUAAAUGGUAUCAUUGAGUUUCGUGACGGCAAACCCAUUGCUAAGGGACGUAUAAUAUAUAUCGACGAUCCCGGCAAUAUGUCCAUCAGCCUUCGAGCCGUGCCAGUCGUAACGCCCAACUGUGAUAUUGUUGUUCCCAGUUUGACCUUGUGUAUUGAGCCGGGUGUUCAUUUAUUGAUAACUGGUCCAAAUGGAUGUGGCAAGUCCAGCUUGUUUCGCAUAUUAAGUGGUCUGUGGCCCAUCUAUGCCGGCGAGCUGCACAUUCCCCGUCCCUUGGAAAAUAAGCCCUGCAUGUUCUAUAUACCCCAAAGACCAUAUAUGUCUAUUGGCAGCCUUUGUGAUCAAAUCAUAUAUCCAGAUACUCGUGACGAUAUGAAACGAAAGGGUAUGACCGAAAAUGAAUUGAUGAACAUUUUAAAAAUGGUCUGCCUAGAGCAUAUUGCACAACGGUAAGUACUUAUAUAACUA